AUGGCCAAGUCUAGUCGCGUCCACUUUUCUCCCCGUGCCUGGGAACAGAUGAGGCCAAAGAGUGUUGAUCCAGCACGCGGCAUGAUACGCCGUGUUAGUCCAAGCAAACAGACACAUGCACAUGUGGAGAACAUGAAUCUCCUCAAACACCAUGCCGCAGACAGCGUUGCUACUGUUGCUCCUAGCAGCGUCCGUGCAGUGUGCUCCAGGUGGCGCACUACCGCGGAAGGCUUCUGUACUACAGGGACGUAUAGUCAAUGGCGUCGAAGCGGAACCAGGGAGUUCCCUUAUCAACUGUCGCUGCAGAAGAACGCAGAACACUGGUGUGGCGCCGUCAUCUUGAACGAAGACUGGGCACUCACAGCAGCACAGUGUGUCGAAGACAGCGAGGACACGUACGAGGUGCUAGCUGGUACCAACACCCUCAGUGAAGGCGGCACCCGACACACGGUGACAUUCAUAAGCUCUCAUGAGGGUUAUGACGCCAGUGAUUCCUGGGUCAACGACAUCGCCGUGCUCAAGGUAUCACCAGCUUUUCCGAUUGACGGCGUCACAGUGGCGCCAAUACAACUGCCAGAAAAGGAUGAAGAGGUUCCAGACAAUGCCAACGUCACAGCCAUCGGUUGGGGAAAACAUUGGUACUUUGGACAGAUUCAAGAUGGCCUGCGCAAAGUGGACAUACACAUAUGGCAACAAUGGCUGUGUGAGUCCGUGUGGCAUGACAUCAAUUACAACGUCCACGCUACACAGAUCUGUGCAAUUCGUUUCAAGAACAACAAGCACUACGACACCUGCACUGGUGAUGAAGGGGGACCGCUGCUCUAUGAGGGAAAGGUCGUGGGGCUGGUGUCGUGGGGACACUUUUGUGGUGAGCCUCCCUACCCCUCAGUCUAUACACGUGUCUCCAGUUAUCUGGACUGGAUCACCGAGAAGACCAGUGGAUCACGGGUGUAGUACUAGAGACGAUGACUUUGUAUUUCCUACAGUUCUUAAAUACUUAUAAAAUUAAUAUUGUGGUUUAUAAGAAUUUGUUAUCGAUAUUAACCUCU
Schistocerca cancellata (South American locust) is the source of this 1049-nucleotide messenger RNA. RefSeq names its product trypsin-like. The transcript has 8 exons. Gene Ontology annotation, biological process: proteolysis. The record is from RefSeq and is a predicted model, not a curated record. The coding region runs from base 1 to 954 and encodes 317 amino acids. Gene Ontology annotation, molecular function: serine-type endopeptidase activity. Lineage: Eukaryota; Metazoa; Arthropoda; Insecta; Orthoptera; Acrididae.